AUGUGUAGUUCAUUUUCUCUUUUAAUCAAUAAAGAGAAAUAUGUAUAUGAUGAUGAUGAUGAUGAUGAUGAUGAUGAUGAUGAUGAUGAUGAUGAUGAUGAUGAUGAUGAUGAUGAUGAUGAUGAUGAUGAUGAUGAUGAUGAUGAUGAUGAUGAUGAUGAUGAUGAUGAUGAUGAUGAUGAUGAUGAUGAUGAUGAUGAUGAUGAUGAUGAUGAUGAUGAUGAUGAUGAUGAUGAUGAUGAUGAUGAUGAUGAUGAUGAUGAUGAUGAUGAUGAUGAUGAUGAUGAUGAUGAUGAUGAUGAUGAUGAUGAUGAUGAUGAUGAUGAUGAUGAUGAUGAUGAUGAUGAUGAUGAUGAUGAUGAUGAUGAUGAUGAUGAUGAUGAUGAUGAUGAUGAUGAUGAUGAUGAUGAUGAUGAUGAUGAUGAUGAUGAUGAUGAUGAUGAUGAUGAUGAUGAUGAUGAUGAUGAUGAUGAUGAUGAUGAUGAUGAUGAUGAUGAUGAUGAUGAUGAUGAUGAUGAUGAUGAUGAUGAUGAUGAUGAUGAUGAUGAUGAUGAUGAUGAUGAUGAUGAUGAUGAUGAUGAUGAUGAUGAUGAUGAUGAUGAUGAUGAUGAUGAUGAUGAUGAUGAUGAUGAUGAUGAUGAUGAUGAUGAUGAUGUUUAUGAUGGUGAAAACCGAAAAACAAACAAACAAUUUGAGGUCAAAUGUCAUUUCUAA
Schistosoma intercalatum is the source of this 714-nucleotide messenger RNA. The record is from the annotation of a GenBank genome assembly. NCBI's taxonomy places the organism in Eukaryota, Metazoa, Platyhelminthes, Trematoda, Strigeidida, Schistosomatidae.